GGCGCAGGCGCAGUCGCACGCCAGGAGGCAGGUGGGGGGGUACAGCACGGCUAGACCUCCGCGGGUCGCCUGAGGACUUGGGUUGGUCAGGACUCGAAGCGGGCGCGGCAGCUCGACCUCCCCGUGUGACGCUCGGGCUCUUGCCUUAACCCACGUUUCUCUGGGGCGCUGAUUUUGGUUUCCUCGUGCGGUGUGCCCGGCGCCGCCGCCGCGAGGUACAAAGAACAGUGCUUAUCAUACAACUGGAAAGAAAGGCAAAGAAAAAGCUUUUAUAUUAGAUUGGGCACCUGAACAGAAACUGCAGUUUUGAUAUGAAGAUGGGAAGAGGAAGAACAAGCCGGAUCAGAAGACGGAAAGUCUUCAGAAGUUCUGUAUCAAGAGGAGUGAAUGAGAGCUACAAGCCUGAAUUUAUAGAGCUUAAGAAGUGGCUGAAAGAUAGAAAGUUUGAAGAUACAAACUUAAUACCUGCUUGUUUUCCAGGUACAGGAAGAGGGCUGAUGAGCAAAACAUCCUUGCAGGAGGGACAGGUGAUUAUUUCGUUGCCUGAGAGUUGCCUGCUCACCACGGACACAGUGAUUAGAAGCUACUUAGGGGCGUACAUCGCUAAAUGGCGGCCUCCUCCGUCUCCUCUGCUGGCUCUGUGUACCUUUCUGGUUUCAGAAAAGCAUGCUGGGGACCAGUCCGUCUGGAAACCUUACCUAGAGAUUUUACCAAAGGCCUACACCUGCCCCGUUUGCUUGGAGCCAGAAGUGGUGAAUCUUUUUCCCAAACCCUUGAGAGCAAAGGCCGAAGAGCAGAGAGCCCGUGUGCGAGAGUUCUUUUCUUCCUCCAGAGGCUUUUUCUCUUCCCUGCAGCCUCUGUUUUCCGAGGCCGUCGGGAGCAUCUUUAGCUACCGUGCCCUCCUGUGGGCCUGGUGUACGGUCAACACCAGGGCCGUGUAUGUGAAGCCCAGGCGGAGGCGCUGCUUUUCCGCGGAGCCAGACACCUGUGCGCUCGCCCCGUACCUGGAUCUGCUGAACCACAGCCCCCGUGUGCAGGUAGAAGCAGCAUUUAAUGAGGAAACUCGCUGUUAUGAAAUUAGAACAGCUUCAAGCUGUAGGAAACAUGAAGAGGUGUUCAUCUGCUAUGGCCCUCAUGAUAAUCAGCGACUGCUCCUGGAGUAUGGAUUCGUUUCCAUCCAUAAUCCUCACGCUUGUGUUUAUGUCUCAGAAGAUAUACUUGUUAAAUAUCUUCCAUCAACAGAUAAACAGAUGAACAAGAAGAUUUCCAUUUUAAAGGAUCAUGACUUUAUAGAAAAUUUGACAUUUGGAUGGGACGGACCAUCUUGGAGGUUACUCACAGCGCUUAAGUUGUUAUGUCUGGAAGCUGAAGAAUUUACAUGCUGGAAAAAAAUACUUCUUGGAGAAAUCAUUUCAGAUACAAAUGAGAAGAGAAGUUUGGACAUAGCCCAGAAAAUAUGCCAUUAUUUCAUAGAGGAGACCAAUGCAGUGCUUCAAAAGGUUUCUCAUAUGAAAGAUGAAGAAGUGGCUUCGGUAAACCAACUAACUUUGGUAGAAACAUUGUGGACAGAAGAGCUAAAGAUUCUGCAGGCCUCUGCUCUGAUUCUAAACAGUUUGCAAACACCUUUUAGAUCCAGAAAGUCAUUUGUGAAUUAAAGGGAAUGGAACAUUAAGAGGGAACAAGUAGGCCUGAAGCAUUUUUCUAUAAGCCUGCCAGUGUGCCACACACAACCUCCCCAUGUGCCAUGUACAACCUCCCUGUGUGCCACGUACAACCUCCCCGUGUGCCACAUUCUUCAGUGCCAUGUGCUCUCUCUGGGGCUGUUAUGUUUCACCUUUCAGAGGGCAGCUCCCUCUCUUUGUUCUGUUACAACCUUUCCUUGAGGGGAUAUUUCAUUUACUUUCCUUCUAUAAACUAUUCCGUAGUUUUAACAUUAGGCUGCGAGUACAUUUGUAAAAACUCACAAAAACAUAGUAGAAUUUAAUAAAAAUGCAAGGUUACCAUUCACACCCACUGGGACACCUGUAAUAAAAAAGAUAACGUGUUAAGGAUGCGGGGAAAUCGGAACCCUGUGGCACUGCUGAUGGAAAGUAAGACGGUGUGGCUGCUUGGAAACCCAGUCUGGCAGUUCCUAAAAGUUUUAGCACAGAGUCUUUCUGACUUAGCAACUCCCCUCUCUCCCAAGAACUAAAAACACAUGUCCACACAAAAGCGUGAACAUGAAUGUUCAUAGCACUUGUAUAGCAGUGUUUGUCACAGCAUUAUUCAUAACAGCUCCAACCCAAAUGUUUAUCCGCAGAUGAAUGGAUACAUAAAAUGAGAUUUUGCCAUAAAAUGAAAUAUCGUUCAGGCACAGAAGGGAACAAAGUACAUACAUGCUGCAACGUGGAUGAGACUUAAAACAUGGUAAAUGAAAGAACCCCGUCACAAAAGACCACAUAUAAUUGUAUUUGUAUGAGGGGUGCCUGGGUGGCUC
This is a messenger RNA of Lynx canadensis (Canada lynx), 2476 nucleotides long. RefSeq names its product SET domain containing 4 (gene SETD4). Gene Ontology annotation, biological process: peptidyl-lysine dimethylation; peptidyl-lysine trimethylation; peptidyl-lysine monomethylation. The transcript is spliced from 12 exons. Gene Ontology annotation, molecular function: histone H3K4 methyltransferase activity; transcription coactivator activity; histone H3K36 methyltransferase activity. Bases 312 to 1655 code for a protein of 447 amino acids. The record is from RefSeq and is a predicted model, not a curated record. Lineage: Eukaryota; Metazoa; Chordata; Mammalia; Carnivora; Felidae.